AAUAGGGGCAUUCAUACAGCAUUUGUAAGCAAAAAUUAGUGCGGUGCGGAGAAAUAUUAUUGCGAAAAAGCCGCUUUUGCUUCCAGCUACGUUAGGAAAAGGAACAGGCAGACCAACCAGGUUGCAAACAAGACGGAGUGCAGCAUUUCACCCAUCGCAAACCAGUUUUAGCAGACUCUGCGACAGGACAAAAACGAAGGCGAGAGCACAAUGGACACCUAUUUGUUUGAUGGCGGCCGCAUCACCAAGAUGGAGGUGGACUACGAGCCGGCCUGCAACGAGAAAAUCCCCCUUGCCAAGGAGCUGGCCAAGAAGAACCCCGACGCCUUCCACGAAGCCAUCGAGAUGAUGCUGCAGCUGGAGAAGCAGACGCGCCUGGGCGCCGACAUGGUUUCCUGCUCCCGCGUCCUGGUGGCCAUCUGCCAGAUUUGCUUCGACGCCUCCAACUGGAACGCCCUCAACGAGUACGUGUCCCUGCUGGUCCGCCGCCGCUCCCAGCUGAAGCAGGCCGUGGUCAAGAUGAUCCAAGAGUGCGUCACGUACGUGGACAAGACGCCCGACAAGGAGACCAAGCUAAAGCUGAUCGACACUCUGCGCUCGGUCACCGAGGGCAAGAUCUACGUGGAGAUCGAACGGGCCCGCCUCACCAAGAUCCUGGCCGACAUCAAGGAGGCGGAUGGCGACGUCGCCGGAGCUGCCACGGUUAUGGAGGAGCUGCAGGUGGAGACCUACGGCUCGAUGGAUAAGCGCGAGAAGGUGGAGCUCAUCCUGGAGCAGAUGCGCCUCUGUUUGUUGAAGGAAGACUACGUGUCCACGCAGAUCAUUGCCAAGAAGAUCAGCAUAAAAUUCUUCGACGAUCCGAUUCACCACGAUCUGAAGCUGAAGUUCUACUACCUGAUGAUCCAGCUGAACAGGGACACUUCGUUCCUAAAGACUUCGCGUCAUUACCAGGCCAUUGCAGAGCCGCCGCGCAAGAAGACUGGCCUCACACCCGUGGACUCCGCCGCAUCCACAGAUGAGCAGAAAAAGAAGGACGAGGACAAGAAGAAGAAGGAGGACGAUGACAAAGACAAGAAGCCAGAGGUCGCCCCAGAGCCUGAGGUCGAAAUUGAGCUUACCGAGGAACAGAAGAAGGAACUGACGGAAAAGCUGGUUUGUGCCGUGUUGUACUGCGUUUUGGCUCCCUUCGACAACGAACAGAGCGACAUGAUGGGCCACCUCUCGAAGAACAAGAAGCUGGAAGAAGUCCCAGCCUACAAAGAAAUUCUGCGCUUGUUUAUGUCAAAGGAGCUGAUCAACUUCGACACAUUUAAUGCAGACUUUGGGCUCGUGCUAGCAGAGAAUGAGAUGUUCAAGGAUAGCACCAAGCACGGCAAGAAGUGCAUUACCGAGCUCAAGGAUCGUCUGAUAGAGCAUAACAUUCGCAUCAUUGCCAUGUACUACUCCCGCCUACAUUUGGCGCGCAUGAGCGAGCUGCUGAACCUGCCCACCAGCCGCUGCGAGGAGUACCUGUCCAAACUGGCCAACAGUGACACCAUCCGCGUAAAGAUCGACCGUCCCGCCGGCAUUAUUUACUUCACCCAGAAGAAGAGCGCCUCGGACAUCCUGAACAACUGGGCCACCGACGUGAACCAACUGAUGUCUCUGGUCAACAAGACCUGCCACCUGAUCAACAAGGAGGAGUGCGUCUACUCGGUCAUGUGCGCUGUCGAGGAAUAGUCCUGUUCAUUAUGGCCGCCUAGAAUAGUGUUUUCCCUUUGAAGCGCCUGCCCAUACGCAACUGUAUCUGUACUAACCACCCUACCAUCAACAUUUCGAUUCUCUUCGCGAAGUUUGUAUUCAUUGAAUGAACUACAAUAAUUAAAAGAAAACCCCUCUAAAUGUCCAUUGCAA
Messenger RNA from Drosophila subpulchrella, 1893 nucleotides. RefSeq names its product 26S proteasome non-ATPase regulatory subunit 12 (gene Rpn5). Gene Ontology annotation, cellular component: nuclear proteasome complex; proteasome regulatory particle, lid subcomplex; cytoplasm. The transcript has 4 exons. The coding region runs from base 211 to 1719 and encodes 502 amino acids. The record is from RefSeq and is a predicted model, not a curated record. NCBI's taxonomy places the organism in Eukaryota, Metazoa, Arthropoda, Insecta, Diptera, Drosophilidae.